Molecule: messenger RNA, 1194 nt
Organism: Mangifera indica (mango)
Lineage: Eukaryota; Viridiplantae; Streptophyta; Magnoliopsida; Sapindales; Anacardiaceae
Product: GTP-binding protein SAR1A-like
Exons: 3
Coding region: 230-811 (193 amino acids)
Biological process (GO): intracellular protein transport; vesicle organization; membrane organization
Cellular component (GO): COPII vesicle coat; endoplasmic reticulum exit site
Molecular function (GO): GTPase activity; GTP binding
Source: RefSeq, a predicted model, not a curated record
AGAGAGUCUGCAUUCAUUCUAUUGGAUGUAAAAAGGCCUCCACGGCUUGAAAAUGUCAAUUGACCCCAACAAACGGUUUGCUGUUUAACUUUCUCAUCGUUGUCAUUGGUCGGGUCAAAAUUAAUGUUUUCUUCUGCCUAAUCGAAUCCCAGACCUUGAAUUGCACGAUCUAGUUCCUUCGAUCGUCGAAAAUUCAAGUUCGAUCUUUCAUUGUUAACCGAUUUAAACAAUGUUUCUUUUUGACUGGUUCUACGGCAUCUUGGCUUCCCUGGGCCUGUGGCAGAAAGAGGCUAAGAUCUUAUUCUUAGGCCUAGAUAAUGCUGGAAAAACCACCUUGCUCCACAUGUUGAAAGAUGAGAGAUUGGUUCAGCAUCAACCUACGCAGUAUCCCACAUCAGAAGAGCUUAGUAUUGGGAAAAUUAAGUUCAAGGCAUUCGAUUUGGGAGGUCAUCAGAUUGCUCGAAGAGUCUGGAAGGAUUACUAUGCCAAGGUGGAUGCCGUAGUCUAUCUUGUGGAUGCCUUUGACAAAGAGAGGUUUGCGGAAUCCAAGAAAGAACUAGAUGCACUCCUUUCUGAUGAGGCAUUGGCUAAUGUUCCUUUUCUUGUUUUAGGAAACAAGAUUGAUAUCCCAUACGCAGCCUCUGAAGAUGAGUUGCGUUAUCAUCUUGGCCUGACAAAUUUCACCACUGGCAAAGGGAAGGUUAAUCUAGCAGACACAAAUGUCCGCCCACUGGAGGUGUUUAUGUGCAGUAUUGUGCGCAAGAUGGGAUACGGUGAUGGCUUCAAAUGGCUCUCCCAAUACAUCAAAUAGGAUAAUGGUAAUUAGUAUUUUAGGAAGAUGUAUUGCAGAUCCUGAAAGCUAGAUCCUCUCCCACUUUUUCUCAUGUCAUGAAUUGUAUUAAUUUCUUUGUUUGUUCGAGCUUAUGAGUGGGAGUUCACUUGGAAGUACUCUCUUUUCAAUCUGUGUGGAAGGAAUUUUAAAUGUGACUACCAUGUAAAACUGACUUGUGGUGCGCAGGUCUUAUCUAGUUCUAUAGUUUGUUAAAUCACUUGCCAUAUGCUGUCAUAUGCUGCAAUAGAGCAGAAAUAUUUCAUUUCCCGCUCAUCAGUGUCGUAUUGUGUAAUUGAGCUUUGCUGUCUGUAUUCUUAGUUCUAAUAGCAAAAGGAUGUAGCAGUCUCCUUUCUGUCUGCCCA